Molecule: messenger RNA, 9213 nt
Organism: Punica granatum (pomegranate)
Lineage: Eukaryota; Viridiplantae; Streptophyta; Magnoliopsida; Myrtales; Lythraceae
Source: RefSeq, a predicted model, not a curated record
UUUCUUCUUCUACUUCAGUUCAGCUCACACUCUCCAGUCCCUACCCUAUCUGCCUUCUCCAUUAAUUAUUUCUUCUGCCAUAUUUCUUCUUUCUGCUCUCGGUGCGGUCGAAACCAUUAUUUGCCGAUUAAACUGGAAUAGAAGAGAAAGGAAAUGGAUCCUUCACCUCUUGUUGCUGAAGUUUUCAGGCUCACAGUAGAACCUGCAUGCCGUCAACUUGGGUAUAUGCUUCGGUCCAAGACCCAUGUUAAUGAGCUCAAAGGCGGUGUUGGCAAGCUGGUGAAUGCUAGAGAAAGGGUUCAGCAUGCCGUUAAUGAGGCUAUUCUCAAAGGGGAGUGGAUCGAAGGUGAUGUUCAAUCGUGGCUCAACAAGACUGAUGAGCUCACGGAAAGUGCCAGGAAGGUGAUCGCGGAUGUUGAGAGCAAAAAGAGCUGCUUGCACUUCAUUCCGAAUCCGGUUGCCUGCCAUCAACUGGGCAGGAAGGCAAGGAACGUCGCUGACGACAUUCAAGAACACUGUGGGAAGGGGGAGAAGUUCAACCAGAUCUCCUACCAUGACGCACAAACCACAGAAGCUGCAGCAACCCUGCCUUCAUCCUCUUCAGGGACGUCUGCCCAGCCCCCUGUUCUCCUCGAUUCCAGGGCUUUGAUCAUGAGCAAGAUCAUGGAAGCUCUGACGGAUAAUAAUGUCAGGAGGAUCGGUGUCCACGGAAUGGGUGGUGUUGGCAAGACCACCCUUCUGGAUGAGGUCGAAAGGAAGGCCAAGGCGUCGAAAAGGUUUGAUAAAGUCAUAAGGAAGCUCAUAUCAAAGAACCCAAAUGUUGGGGUAAUCAGAGCGGAAAUCAACCACAUAUUGGGCCAGCUGGACAAGAAAGAUAAUGGGGGAGGUUCUGGAAAGAAGAAGGCCUUCAUUAUCCUUGAUGAUCUAUGGGAGGAGCAUCACUUGACGCGGAUCGAGAUUGAAGAUAAUAGCUACCAGAAUGUGGAAGUGAAGUUGCUGCUCACCUCCCGAAAUGAAGAUCUGCUGGCUGACAAAAUGGAUUGCCAACCAAACCUCCAUCUUCCUCCCUUGGGUCCGGAGGAAACAGCAAAGUUGUUUGCCGCGAUAGCAGGUGAUGAAUUUGGAGACCCUAAAACGGAUACUCUGGCAGCUAAACUAGUCAAGAUAUGUGAAGGCUUGCCUAUUCUAAUCCUGCCGCUGGCAAGAAUGUUGAAGAACAAGGCUCUCUCUACUUUGGAAGAAGCAGUCGAGCACAUUAAGAAAUCAGAAGCUGUUUACAGUACCCUGGAGUUGAGUUACCAGUCUUUAGAAGAAGAGAAGUACAAGGAGUUGUUCCUACUCUGCGGUCUCAUGGGAAACCAGAACAUCCCAGUACGCAACCUGCUCAAGCACAGUAUAGGCUUGGGCUCAUUUGAUGGCACCAAUGUCGUGGAAAGAGCCAGGAGAGAAAUGGUUGAAUCACUUCGGAAGCUUAAAGCCUCGUCACUGCUGCUCCAAGGUGAUGACAACGAUCAUGUCAGAAUCCACGACGUGGUUCGUGAAUUUUCAACGAAAAUCGCAAACAAAAAUGACCGUCAUUUGGUGUGUAGCGAUGACAAGGAUUUGCAAGUAUGUCCAGCUGAAAGCCUAGAGAAAAUAACAACAAUCUCCCUGCCUAGGAGAGAAAUGGUUGAAUCACUUCGGAUUCAAGCCUCGUCACUGCUGCUCCAAGGUGAUGACAACGAUCAUGUCAAAAUCCAUGACGUGUUUCGUGAAUUUUCUACGAAACUCGCAAACAAAGAUGGCCGUCAUUUGGUGUUCAGUGAUGACAAGGAUUUGCAAGUUGGUCCAGCUAAAAGCCCAGAGGAAAUAACUACAAUCUCCCUGCCUCAUGUUGCCAUUCAGACUCUUCGUCAGCACGUAUCGAACUACCCAAACCUAACCACCUUUAUUUCACAUGCUGGAGAUUACACCAAUGCCCAAGGGGAUGACUUCAAUGCUCAAAAUUCCAUAUCCAAAGGAAACCGUUUCGAAGUCCCAGAUUCCUUUUUCGAAGGCAUGAGGAAGCUUAGAGUCUUAGAUAUUAGGAGUGCAAACUUUACCUCCUUACCUUCAUCAGUUCAUUUGCUGCAAAAUUUGACAACAUUAUGUCUGGACAAUUGCGUCAUAGAGGAUAUUAGCAUCAUUGGGAAGCUAAAGGGACUGCAAGUCCUCAGCUUCAUGGGUUCUGAGAUUGAGCAUUUGCCAAAAGAGGUAGGAGAACUAACCAAUCUGGUACUAUUGGAUUUGAGCAAAUGCUCGAAGCUAAAAGUGAUAGAACAAGGGGUAAUGGAAAGACUGACCAAACUGGAGGAUUUGUAUCUCGAAGAAAGUUUCGACCAGUGGGAGGGUGAAGGAGAUGCAGCGCAAGUUAAUGCUAGGCUUGCUGAGUUAAACAACAUGCCUUGGCUAAGGACACUAGAUGUGCGUGUUUCUAAUCCCAAGUUACUCCAUCAGGACCUGCCGUUUGGAAAAUUGGAAAGACAUCGAAUACUUGUUGGUGGUAAAUGGGAUUGGUCAGGCAGCUAUGAAGAGCUACGGACCAUGAAGCUUGAGGUGGUGAGAUCAGAUGUUCUGUCUCAACAAUGGCUUCAGCUUAACCUGCAGAAGGUUCAAGAUCUUCACCUGUAUGGCAUAUCGGAAGGUACUUGUCUGAGCGUUCAUGCGCUAUGUGUAGAAGGUUUUAUGCAACUAAAGCACCUUCGUGUUGAAAGUAGCACUGCCUUCCAGUACAUAGUCUCCUCAGCAAAGUGGUUAGCUCAUGAUGCUUUUACAAGGUUAGAGUCCUUAUUGGUUAAGCACCUGGACAAUUUGGAGAAGAUCUGUCACGGCCUUGUCACACCCCUUUCUUUUGGUAGACUGAAAGUGAUAAAAGUCGAAAGGUGUGGCAAGUUGAAGAACAUGUUCUCUCUUUCCUUAAUGGAAAGCCUUUCGCAGCUCGAAGAGAUUGAUGUAUAUGAUUGCAAGAUGAUGCAAGCGGUUGUUUUAGAUGAGAGCAAAGAUGAUGACGAUGAGGAGAAGGUAGCCAGUGGAUGUUGGGAAUGCUAUAGCACGACAAAGAGUCUCUUCUGUGGUCCACGUAUUGCAGGCCCUGAACUGCCCCAGGAGUCUGAUCAGAUAAGUAGAACCAAGAGGAUACCUGCAUUAUUCACGAAACGGACAGAGGGUGGAUACAAGGGAAAACGGGUUGUUGAGCUGGCAAAUCUACGUCGUUUGACUCUGAGAUUCUUACCAGAGAUCACAACAUUCUUCACCAGAGCAAAUCCGCAGAAGCCCCAGGAGAUAGCACGGGACAUUUUCGUGGAUGGCCAACAGGUUUGGCUGCCCAAGUUGCAGAGUUUGAAAAUUUAUGAGCUUCCGAAAUUGAAAGAGUUAUUAUCAAGGAGUGAGACUGAACCCUCAAUGGGCUUGACGAUGAGCAACUUACAGUCUCUGGAAGUCCGGUACUGUGAUCAACUCUCGAAAGUUUUCGACUCCAAUUUGUUGAUGGAGCUGCGGAGUCUGGAAUCAUUAGAAAUUACUAAUUGUGAUAUGUUAACAGAAGUCUUCAAUCUUGAAGGGAUAAAUACUAAGCGUGGGUCUAAUGAUGGUAUCCUCCCUCAGCUGUGCAAGAUCAUGCUAUUCUUGUUGCCGAAACUGAGUUGCAUAUGGAGCAAGUGUCCUCGAGGAGAAGUAGCGGCAUUCCAAAACUUAAGGGAGUUGAAAGUAAGCCGUUGCGAUGAGUUGAGAUACUUGUUUACCCCAUCGAUGGCUAAAGCAACGGCGAAACUGACAGAAUUAGAUGUGGAACGCUGUGACAAGAUGGAGGCGAUCAUAAUGGACGAAGAUCAUGGGAAAAUGGAAAGCGCGUCGUCAUGCAAUAUAAAAGAAUUCCCAUCAUUGAAGGUCUUGCUGAUAUUCGAGUGCUGCAAACUGAAGGAAUUCUAUUCGAUUAAAGGGGACAGCAACCCAACCUUCAGAUUCCCUUUGUGUUGUGGGGAGAAAGAGAGAGAUCAUCACCAGGUGGCGGUCAAUUCAACAAAGACAGUCUUCUUCAAUCGAAUGGUUCUCCUCCCGAGGUUGAUGGAGAUGACGCUCUGCUUGGUAGGAGAUUUCGAGAAGAUAUGGGACAAUAAUGAACUCCCUGAAACUGAAACAUCAUCUAAUUUCAGCAAACUGGAGACCAUCAGUGUUGGUGGAUGCAAGAAGCUUCGCACUGUCUUUCCUUUAACUUCAACAGAGAAGAGGUGGCAGAAUCUUAAAGAGGUCGAUAUAGGUCCUUGUGAAUUUUUGGAAUCUGUAUUUGAAGUUGACGUCAACGGGCGGGAGCACUCAGAUAAGAAAGAGAAGCGCACAGCAGCAAUAAUGCUCCCUGAAUUGCAAAAAUUGGAUUUGUUUUGGCUGCCGAAACUAAAAUGCGUUGUCUUCGACGAGAAGGUGUCCAAAACCAAAACUGUGGUGGGUUUUCCGAAUCUCACAGGAAUCACUGUGGUGGGGUGCGACUGUUUAACAGAUCUCAUCCCGCUCACAACAGCCACAACUCUUCUGAAACUGGAGACACUGAAAAUAAAGGGAUGCAAGGGCAUGCGGGAGGUUGUUUCCCGAAGGGACGGCAAAGCAGAUCAGAUGGAUGAAAUCAUCAUUCCCCGUUUGCGGUCAUUGGAGCUUUCUUCUCUUGAAAGCCUGGAGUAUUUCUUCUAUGGUAGUUCUCCUCCAUUUCGAUUUCCCUCCUUGAAAGAUCUAGAAAUAACUGGUUGUUCUGAGAUGAAGGGGUUCAUUGCUGAGCCUCCAAAUGGGGGACCUCAACUUCAAGAUGAUGAUGUUGCCUCCCAGGGACUUUUCAAUGAGAAGGUCUUUCUUCCAAAUUUGGAGAAAUUACAGAUUAUCGGCAUCAAAUUGAGAGCUUUAUGGAAGAAACAACUUUCUCCGGGGACCUUCUGCAAAUUAAAACAUCUUAAGGUGGAGAGAUGCACUGAGCUCCUCAGCAUUGUUCCAUCUUUUAUGCGGAAGAGGCUGCGGAACCUGGAGUGCCUCAAAGUAGAUGAUUGCUCUUCAUCAGAGUGUAUAUAUGAGGGCUUGGAUGCUGGAGAUAGCAGCACGUCAGCCAGGAUGAACCGUCAGACAUACCCCGAAGAUGAAGCGUAUUUGGAGAAACUCCAAGGACUACAUGUAUUUGAUUGUCUGAAGCUACGAUAUAUAAUUGGAAGCAGAGAUGGAAAGUGCAUACAUGUGGCUCCCGGAAUCGUAAUACUUCCCAAGUUAACAACUCUUGAACUUAAGAAAUUGCCAGCACUUUGUAAGUUCUGGCAGGGGAGCUUAUGCACUUUAGAGUUGCCAUCCUUGAAUAAGUGGCUUGUCAGAGAGUGUGGAAGUCUAGAGGAGGCCGUGAGUGAUGCUGUAGAUAUACUACCACAAGAUUUAGACGACCAAAUUGACGUCGUGAUUCAGCAAAAGAGACUGCCGGCUGCAAUACCCGACUUGCCGAUUCUGGACUCUACGGAUUGGAACGAUGAGCUGAUAGAGCACAUAUUGAGUGUUCGUCAAUCUCAUCUUGAAGUUUUGCAUGGAGUACGAUUUCUGGCGGUGGAAAAAUUUGUUGUCAGAUCUGCUAUAUAUGCAUCAAGUCUCGUCUUUAAACUGAAACUUGAGGAGCUCAUACUUGCUGAUGCUUCGCUGGAAGUUCUAUUCACAUGUGAAGUUGCUCCUUCAGCUCUUGUUAAUAAGGACAACCCUCGGAAUGUUGUUGCCGCACCACUAAGGAGAUUGAAGCUGGUCCGAUGUCCGGAGCUAUUCAAUAUUUGGAAGGGAGACGAAUUUACUUUCUCAAAACAUUUAGAAACCCUUCGAGUGUCUGAAUGUGCCAAAUUGAUCAGUUUGCUGCCACCCCUGACAACUUUUCAGAAUUUGACAUCUUUAGAGGUAUCAAAAUGCCAUCGGUUGAAAGCUCUCUUGACAGUUUCAACAGUGAAGAGUCUCCCGAAGCUUGCAGAAAUAAGUGUAGUAGAAUGCGAUGCCUUGACAGAAAUAGUGGCUUGUGGCGAAUCUGGCGAUAGUGAUGUACAAGAGGAGAUUGCUUUUAGUCGACUGGAAGUACUGGAGCUUGACUGCUUGAUGAGUAUUAAGCACUUCUGUUCAGGAAGCCAUGGACUCAAACUCCCAUGGUUGACAAAAUUAACCAUGGUGGGAUGUCCCGAGAUGAAAAUCUUCUGUCAAGGUGAUAUAAGCACGCCGAAGUUGCAGGACAUAGAGUUAAGAGAUCGUUGGAAUAGAGCCGAAAGUUACAAACUGUACAGUGACCUUAACACAACAAUGAAAAAGUUGUUCUCUGAAAAGACACUACUGUCCUCGAUGCAUUCAUUAAAGAUCUCUGAGUCCAUCGAGUGGAAAGAGAUAUGGCUUGGCACUGGCAGUCUUCCUUCUGGGACUUUCGGAGCCUUGAGAUCACUUACUAUAGAGGAUUGUGGGUUUUUGACGGUAGCAGCUGUUCCAUCUCAUAUAUCUCUCCUCUUCCAAUGGCUUGAGAAAUUGGAGAUAAGAAACUGCGGUGCAGUACAAGAAGUGUUUGAACCUCCGAGGGCAGAUGAUGCAAAGGUAUAUUUCUCCUUGCUGGAGCUUCACUUGAGAGAUCUUCUGAAGUUGAGGCUAAUCUUCCCCAAAGAUUUCCACAGAACUUUCAGCUUCGAACAACUUAACACUCUUCAAGUUCACAAUUGCAGCUGCCUGUUAAACAUACUGACGCCUAAUAUGGUGCCGCAUCUUGAAAGCCUUCGCAAAAUUAAAAUCAAGGACUGCACAAUGCUGGAGGAAAUCAUCACAAAAGAGAAGGAAGAUGAGGAAAUUCUGGAGAGUAAAAUUUGGUUUCCUAAUUUACAAGAUAUAGUCAUCCACGGUUUGGCGGCAUUGAAGAGCUUCUACCCCGGUGAUUGCCGUCUAGAAUUCCCAUCCCUAGAAAAGAUGACCAUCAAGAACUGCCCCGAAAUGGUCAGAUUCGCACACCCAACUGCUUCAAUUAGAGAGGAUGAUGACGUAAGCAACACAAGGGACGUUAUUGAUCAGGAAAUUGCCUCCCAGCCUGCAUUCUUCAGUGAGAAGGUUUUAUUCCCUGACUUGAAGGAAUUGACACUUUCUGGCUUGGGUAAUUUGAGCACUAUAUGGCAUAACGAAUUUAGUGGGGACUCAUUUCGUCGAUUGGAGGAAAUCAAUAUUGAAAGUUGUGGAAUGCUGCGGAAAGUGUUUCCACCAAUCACUGUCCAAAGAUGCAUGUGCCUGAAGACGCUAAUUGUAGCUGAAUGCGAUUCACUAGAAGUAGUAUUCGAUCUCGUGGGGCUGGCUGCCAUGGUAGAUAAUGGUGAUGAAAUUCAUGAAGACAAUGAACAAGGUGAAGCCUCAAGAGUUGCAUCGUUGGGAAAACUGGAGAUAUCACGACUGCCAAAGCUACGGAGUUUGUGGAAUGUUGACAAAGAAGGAUUUGUAAGCUUUGAAAACCUGAAGGAGGUACAUGUGCGUGAAUGCCCGAAACUCGUAAAUCUUUUUCCGGUCUCUAUAGCCAGAGGUCUUACGAGACUUGAGAGCCUGAAUAUAGAAGAAUGUGGUUUAGAAUGGAUUGUUGCCAAAGGAGAAGAAGCAAUUAGAAGGUUCGUGUUCCUGGAGGCUACCUUCUUGAAGCUUUGGAGGUUACCAAAGCUUGAGGGCUUCUAUCCCCGAGUACAUACUUCUGAAUGGCCUAUGCUAAAACAGAUGGUGGUGCAUGGAUGCAACAAAGUAGAAGUGUUUGCUUCAGGGUGUGGGUGUCUUCAUCAGACUAGUGCGGAAGGUCGUGAGUUUGCUGUCAAGCCACCGCUCUUCUCAGUUGACAAGGAUGCGUUCCCCAAUUUACUUAGCUUGAGCAUUGAAGCCAUGGCAGAAAUAUGGCCUCACCAGUUCAGCAGGGAAAUUUUUCCCAAGUUAAAGAAUUUGAAGAUAAACAACUCAAAGGAUUUGGCAGCCGAUCUCCCCGCUUAUAGAUUACAGAAUUUGUGUAAACUUGUCCUAAGCAAAUGUCAUUUCAAAGAUAUUGAGUCGCAUGAAGGAUCUCCUGUCAAAGGUAUAACAGGGCAGCACGUGCACCAAGUCCCAAAUAAUGGUGCUCUUCCACAUUUGGGAGUCCUUCAAGUAUCAGAGUGUUCAGGCUUAGCAAACUUGGAUCAAUUGCCACUGUCGUUCCAAAGCUUGAUGGUUCUGAAAGUAUCGGCUUGUCAUGAAUUGCUGUGUCUAAUGUCAUCUGCAAAGGCAAAAAGCCUCAUCCGACUUACUCAUAUGACCAUAGAGAAUUGCAGAGUUAUGGAGGAGGUGGUUGCAAAUGAAGGUUAUGUGGAAACAAAUGAUGAGAUUACUUUUGAGCAGUUACAGAAGUUGACUUUAAGUUCAUUAUCAGAACUCUCCAGCUUCUCCAGAGGAAAUUUCAAUGUCAAAUUCCCGUCCCUUUGGAAAGUGUCUCUGAGUGAAUGCCCCAAGAUGGAGCUUUUCUUCCAUGGAACCUUAAGCACGCCUAUGCUAGAGAUAUUUCAGAUAUCAGGGAAAGCCAUCUUUCUUCAUGAUCACAACCUUAAUGCAGCAAUGCUGGAGAGAUCUCAAGCAACAGGUGGUCAACUCAAAAGACAGAGCGAGGUGGAGCAACAUCACGAGAAUUCUUGGGCAGGCACAUCAUCAGACAGUGAAUUGUCUUCUUUAAUGUAGGUGCUCUACUCAUAAAUAAGCAAGAGCUUUGUAGUUUGGAUGGGAUACCGCUGUCAGAAAAUAAGCAGCGGUGGAUUGAUCAGGUAAGUUUGUUGGAAACACGAGUAACAGUCAACAGAUGAUAGAUCCCGACCGCGCCGCUUCAUUUCCCAUGGCUCUGCGGAUGGAAUGCUGGAGGAAUUUACUAGAGAAAAUAGAUCUCGCGGAUUGGACUCUUUUCCGCAUAUCCUUCUUCUUUCAUUAAAAGCUUCUGCAAUAGUGAUUCCAUUGGUACAGUGCAACGGAUUUGUUAGAAGAAGUGCUUCCAACCUUUCGCGCUCAGAGGUUCAGAGGAAGGGGAUGAAGCUGAUACUAUAUCAAGUCAUGUCAAAGUCGAACUGAAAGGAUUAUGUUGGCAGAACAUUUAAGCUAAAUAUACAUUGACUCAUUUAGAUGGCAGACCAAACAUUGGACCCUUUAAUUAACUGUGCUGAGAAUCAAUUCCUGAAAGAUUGAUGUCAA